CGAAGAUCGAAUUGCACCAGGAAGCGCGUGGUGCUUUUCGGACUGAGCUAACGUUUCUUUAUUUCUUGUAAUCGUUUAUCAUUUCUUCUAGGCCAGUGGCCGAGACUGUGUUACUGUAUUGUACGUUGGAGAAGCUUAACGCUUUUUUUCCCCGCUUUUCACGUCCUUAAGAAAAGCAAACGCGCCUCGCCUUGGAGCCCCGGGAGUAACUUUCCAAAUCACAUUCGGACCUCUCAAUCUGACGGCAACCGGAAAAAAGGGCUUGUGAGCAUUUUUAGUCACUGUUCCAGUUCACUGAAUAACUGGUCGUUCUAAACUUUUCCUGACACAGCCUCGGUGACGCUAGACAGCGGCAAUGGCAGAUGAAGAUCGCCCUCAAGUCGAGCUCUUUGUGAAGGCUGGGACAGAUGGUGCAAGUAUAGGGAAUUGCCCAUUCUCUCAAAGGCUGUUCAUGGUUCUCUGGCUGAAAGGUGUGACUUUCAACGUUACCACUGUGGAUAUGAAAAGGAAGCCAGAAAUAUUAAAAGAUCUUGCCCCAGGAGCACAGCCACCUUUCCUGGUGUAUGGAUCAGAGGUCAAAACCGAUACCAACAAGAUAGAGGAGUUCCUGGAAGAAACCCUGUCCCCACCCAAAUACCCUAAGCUGGCAGCCAAAAAUCCAGAAUCAAAUACAGCUGGAGUGGACAUCUUUUCCAAAUUCUCUGCUUAUAUUAAGAACUCUAACCCAGCAAUAAAUGACAACUUGGAGAAAGGUCUCUUGAAAGCCUUGAAGAAGCUAGACAAUUAUCUGAAUACUCCUUUACCAGAUGAAAUUGAUGAGAACAGUGCAGAGGAUGAUGCUGUAUCUCAUCGCACCUUCCUGGAUGGGAAUGAUCUUACACUUGCAGAUUGUAACCUGCUUCCAAAGCUGCAUAUUGUCAAGGUGGUGUGCUUGAAGUACAAGGGCAUUGAGAUUCCUUCUACACUAAAAGCCGUCUGGCGUUACUUGAAUGCAGCCUAUGAAAGAGAAGAGUUCUCCUCAACAUGUCCCGACAACAAGGAAAUUGAGUUAGCAUAUGCUUCUGUGGCUAGAUAAGAUAAGAUAUCUUUCAGACAUAGGUGAUAGAAUGGCCAGGUUAAGUUUUUGAAUCAGUUACAGAACCAGUUUACUCAAAAUGGGAAGUUUUGCUACAUUCCCAAAUCUGCAAAACUGGAAAUCAGUUCUGCAGCUUUUUCCAAGGUUUGCUGUUCACAAAACAAUAAUACUCAAAACAGACAUUCCUAGUUUCCGAUUUGUUAAUCAUUAUAUAUUUAUAGUCCUUAGGGAGUUUUGGCCACUGUGGCUAAGACUACCAAUCAUAUAAUUCCAGAAAUUUGAAAAUGUACUAUGACAAUAAAUUCAUUAAAAA
Molecule: messenger RNA, 1388 nt
Organism: Erpetoichthys calabaricus (reedfish)
Lineage: Eukaryota; Metazoa; Chordata; Cladistia; Polypteriformes; Polypteridae
Gene: clic1
Product: chloride intracellular channel 1
Exons: 6
Coding region: 356-1075 (239 amino acids)
Source: RefSeq, a predicted model, not a curated record